Molecule: messenger RNA, 732 nt
Organism: Ochotona princeps (American pika)
Lineage: Eukaryota; Metazoa; Chordata; Mammalia; Lagomorpha; Ochotonidae
Gene: KHDC3L
Product: KH domain containing 3 like, subcortical maternal complex member
Exons: 3
Coding region: 187-708 (173 amino acids)
Cellular component (GO): protein-containing complex; apical cortex
Molecular function (GO): RNA binding
Source: RefSeq, a predicted model, not a curated record
UGCCUCGUAAGGAAGAGCGGAGGUCCGGGGUCCAAUGAGGAGGCCGCAAGCGGAAGGGGCUGGCCCAAGGCGCUAGAAAUACAGCCCAGGCCCGGGUCGUAGCUCCAGCUGCUCGCUUUCAGCGCACCUCCGGGUUUGCUGCGCGCCAGCCCAGUGGACUCACUCCGCCUGCAAGGCUCCUGCGGCAUGGCCACUUCCAAGCGCUUUGAGACGCUUCUGCAGCUGCAGCAGCGGGAAGGAGAGCUAUCCCAGGUGCUGGGGAACCUCACCAAACCGCCCAAGUGGUUCCACUCCGAAUUCCUCAAGAGUCCGAAGGCAGUCCGCCUGGAGGCUUGGUUGGUGGAAGCGAUCUUUGGCCCGGGCGGAGAACACAUCCCGCACGUCGAGUGUGUGUCCAACACCCUCCUGCAUGUGAACCAAUGGGACCCCGAAGGCGACGCUGAGAUCUUGAUAUGUGGACGACCUUAUUAUCAGAAGGACGUAUCCAAGCUCAUUAUGAACUUGGCCGACUAUCACCGCCAGCUCCGGCUGCAAAGCUCCAAGAAGGCCGGAAGACCGCAGUCUCCUGUGGAAGUCCACGGGGUCGGAGCUCCGCCAUCUCCCACCCAAGUCGGCGAGGCCAGCACGCGGCAGUCCCAGACCAAGGUCGAUGAGGCUGGGACACAAGGGCCUCCCAAGUCUGUCAGCCGCUCGAUUACCAGGUUAUGAAGACAUCUGGGGCCAAGAACGUGA